UUCGAGGUCCACGAGGAAAACGACUCAAUCCUGUGUUCAAAGAGUAACCCUCGAUGCAAGGACUUUCCCAAAUAACGACUGGUGGCAGUUGCCUCACUACCUGCCUGCCUUGAAAAUGUUGCUGGCUCGUUUCGUGUGCCUGUGUCGCAUGUCGGGUCACCAGCUUGCCUGCAGACGGUGGUGUGUUCGAUAUUGAACCGGGGUUGUGUUUGUAAAUCGAUAUUUGGACCGGCCUGCGUGCAAGAGAGCUUGCCGUUUGAGCCGCCCGGUACGUUCAGUGCGAGAGGGAACAUGGAUGAGUUAGGCGGCGUCGCAAAUAUGUUUAAGGCGACUCCAUCCAAGAAGGUACCGUAUCAGCUGCAUGCGAAUUUCAAGUGAAGUUAUAAAACGUGUCAGGAAUAAACUGAGUCUGGAGCAAAGAGCGGACGUUAUCACGCGAUACGAGCACAAGACGAGUGUCCGCGAGUUGUCUAGGAUUUUCAAGUGUGGACGGACCCAGAUUAAAGGUAUCCUGCGCAACCGUAGUUUCUACGCCAAAAGACUGUCGAGAUCCACUAAGCGAAAGGCGGCAAUGAAGAAUCGCCCCAAACAAGCGGCGCGGGCCCCGGUGCCCCCCGCACAACCCCAAUCUGAUGCAGUUGGGGUAGUUCUUUUUGAAUGGGUGCAGCGGGCUCGCUGCUACCCGGUCAGCUUGACGAACGAUAUCCUAAGGACCUUUGGUCGAGAGAUUGCUGAACGGUUGGAUUUUAAGGAUUUUCAAUGCAGCCCGAGUUGGCUGAACCACUUCAGACGCAAGUACAAACUCACCGAUGCGGCGUUAAAGAUGAAGCCGGCAAAGGACAUGCGCCCGGGGGACAGAAAGCCGUUGAGCGUUAGUGCUGUCCUUGUCGACUUACGACGAGAGAAUGGAAACUUGAUUCCCACCGUGAAUCCUGACGAUACCGAACACUUUUACUCUGACGGAGAAGAUUCUGAUGCUCACCAUAACGACAAUGGCUUGGCUGUGGAAAGUCUAGUGCCGGAAAUCGACAUAGAAGAAGGAGACUCAGCGAUGCAAAUGGACGACGGUGAAACAAUCAAAAAGAAAAAUCCCAAAGCCAAGGUAGAUCCCGCCAAACGAAUUAUAGACUAUAAAGAGGCUCUGAAGCGACUUGCGUUACUGGAACGAUUCGUCCUAGCCAAGGGAAAUGUGCGAGCCGUCGGAAUAGUAAAUCAGUUGGAGAACUUACUCAGGGAGAAGUUAGGGAAGUAAAUGCCAAAGCAAAUUAAGAUAAGAAAUACGCGAUAAGAAUGUAAAUAGAUUUCCAGAACAUAUUCUAAUUGAAUAAACUGAUGCCUA
This is a messenger RNA of Hermetia illucens (black soldier fly), 1339 nucleotides long. RefSeq lists its product as uncharacterized. Lineage: Eukaryota; Metazoa; Arthropoda; Insecta; Diptera; Stratiomyidae. Gene Ontology annotation, molecular function: DNA binding. The record is from RefSeq and is a predicted model, not a curated record. The transcript has 2 exons. The coding region runs from base 362 to 1252 and encodes 296 amino acids.